AUGGGUGAUCGACCCCCAGUCGCUAGACAUCGAAAUGUAUUGGAUCCGAAUGAAGAUCCAGUGAGUGGACUGGAACGGGUCUCGUCGAUAACGAAUCUGAACGAUGAGGAGAGACGACAAAGGAGAUUGGCAGAAGAACGUAAUUUGAGAGAGCAG
Anisakis simplex (herring worm) is the source of this 156-nucleotide messenger RNA. The record is from the annotation of a GenBank genome assembly. Lineage: Eukaryota; Metazoa; Nematoda; Chromadorea; Rhabditida; Anisakidae.